UAAAUGCUGCACGUGAGCAGCCCAGGGUUGUAAAAAAGGAAUAUAAAAAGGGCAGUUGCAUCAUCCCGUUAUACACGCUAUGCGUAUUAUUCAAUAUUAGAGGAAAGAUUAUUCUCUUAUUCGCCGUCGUUUUUCUCAAAAAUGAUCCUCACUACCGCUGCAUUCAGCUUGGCUUUCCUUACCUUUACGAAAGCGCUCACGAACUUAACUAUUGUGGGACCGAGCAGUGUUAAAGUGUGUGCCGGAUUCCCUCCCGGCGCAAAUCCCAGCGGCGCUUCGAUUUCGUAUUACCCGCAGCUGACAUUUAACGUAACGAAUGCCCCAAGCGGAGUGCCACUCAUCUGGGAUUUACCGUCCAACGCGUCGCCGGUCGCUGGCGAGGGAGCACCCAGCGGCACCGCCGUCAACGCCAACAAGGGCAUCAAUUCGCCGGCUGUAUUGUCCGGCAACGAAGCCAGUGUUUUCAUCAGCAAUAUGAACUCGUUGGCCGGUGGGAACAGUACCAGCAGAGUCGGUAUCUAUGGCGCGGGGAAUAACGGUGAUCUGCCGUGUCCCACCAAAGUCAACAAGGUAUCCGUGAUUCCGCCGGAAACGUUAGAGGAAAUUGCUGCCAGAUGCUGCGCUUCUCGGUGUCACCUGGCACAGCUUCAUCCGCUUACAGCACCGGAUACAAAGACGUCAAGGUCUGUUAUGAGGACAGCAACACCUGCACCGUUAUUUAAAACCCAUGCCUCAUACGCAGAAACCAAGGAUUGCCUAAAACUGUAGCUGUUUGCGUGCUAUCUGCAUCAGCUGCUUAAAAGUUUUAAUUCGUGUUCGAAAUCGUUAAACCACGACCUAUUAACCGGCUUUGCGGUUUAGUUACUGAUAUCGCAGCGGAAAUGCCUAUGCAUCAAAAUGUUACGUUACAAUUUACAAAGAACCGAAAGCUUUUUUUACCAAAAUGCCGAUGGGACAUUAAAUCAGCUAUC
Paramacrobiotus metropolitanus is the source of this 971-nucleotide messenger RNA. RefSeq lists its product as uncharacterized. Bases 142 to 768 code for a protein of 208 amino acids. Lineage: Eukaryota; Metazoa; Tardigrada; Eutardigrada; Parachela; Macrobiotidae. The transcript is spliced from 3 exons. The record is from RefSeq and is a predicted model, not a curated record.